AUGACCGAGUCGCUCCAAGUUAUCGCGCUCAUUUCAGGCGGCAAGGACAGCUUCUUUUCACUUCUGCACUGCAUCCGGAAUGGGCAUCAAGUCGUCGCCCUAGGAAAUCUCUACCCAGCUCCUCCAGCUCCCACGCCGCGCCGUCCCGAUGCCGCCAAUCAUGGCGGGGACAGUGAGGAUGAGCAAGACCUGAAUAGUUUCAUGUAUCAGACUGUUGGCCAUACGGUGAUUCCUCUGUAUGAGCAGGCUCUGGGCAUUCCGUUGUACAGGCAGCAGAUUCUUGGUAGUGCGGUGCAGACGGGCACCAGUUACGGGUAUGCCGAUGUCAAUACCGCUAAGGCGAGGAGAGAAGGUGAUGUGGGGUCUUUGAUGCAGGACUCGGGUGUCGAAGACGAGGAGCAGGAUGAGACUGAAUCGUUGGUUCCUCUCUUGAAGAGGAUCAUGGCAGAACACCCCACCGCAAAUGCCCUCAGCACCGGUGCUAUCCUGUCGACCUACCAGCGCACCCGCGUGGAAUCCGUAGCCAUUCGUCUGGGUCUGACUCCUCUAUCCUACCUUUGGCAAUAUCCAGUGCUGCCACCAGUGACGCAGAUCUCUCUCCUGGAAGACAUGCAAGCUAUUGGCCUUGAUGCCAGGAUCGUGAAAGUUGCAAGUGGUGGCCUAGAUGAGAGUUUCCUCUGGCAAAAUGUAGCGAAUCAGCAGGUCAUGCGGCGAAUCGAAAAAUCUAUGAAGAGAUUUGGAACCAAUGGAGAUGGGGCUGUGCUUGGUGAGGGAGGGGAGUUUGAGACGUUGGUUGUGGAUGGACCAGCGAGUCUGUUUAAGGGUAGGAUUGUGGUUGAGGAGAAGGAUAGAAAGAUCGUGAGAGAGGGUGGUGGAUCUGCUUGGUUAAAGAUCAUGGAUGCAAGAGUGGUAAUGAAAGAAUUAGAAGUGGUUGAGGAAUCUCGAUGUCGGACUCCUGAAUUACUCGAGUCAGGAUUCACCCGUAUUCUUGCCUCACUUGACGAGGUCAAUAAAAGGAUUCUCUCACAAGAUUCCGGCAGUUCAACCACGAAUUCAGAGCCAAAAUAUGUUCCACAUCCACACGUACCUACGCAGGAAGCCAAAUCUAAUGGUUUGACUCACUGGACAGUUACUGCAAAUCAAUCAGAUAACAAAGCGUCCAUUUCAUUCCAAGCCAGCAAGGCAGUCGAGGAGAUAAGACACCUUCUCCACCAAGCAUCACUACAAUCAACAGACAUCAUCUCAACAGUCAUCAUUCUCCGAUCAAUGCAAGACUUCGCCUCUAUCAACAAAGUCUAUGGUUCUCUCUUCACUAAACCGAACCCACCGGCUCGAGUGACCAUCUCGAGCGGAAAUAUCCUCCCAUCAUCUCUCUCCAUGAUAAUCCACCUCACCAUUCAGAACCACUCGUGUCCACCAAUUCUACGCAAAGCACUCCACGUUCAGUCACGCUCCUACUGGGCACCAGCCAACAUCGGUCCUUACUCACAAGCAAUAUCCGUCACUCUUCCCUCUUCAGGCAACUCGCAACCGUCAAGUCUCGUCUCGAUAGCAGGCCAGAUCCCACUCAUCCCACACACGAUGAACUUACCUCAUCAACAGAAUCAAGAUUCCGAGGAGAACUUCAACCUCCAAGCCGUUCUCUCCCUCCAACACCUCGUCCGCAUCGCCCGCGAGAUGCACGUCUCCUGGCUCACCAGCUGUGUAGCCUACCUCCCCACCAGCACAAACUCUCUCGUCUCUCAAAGAUCCCGCAUUCUAAGUGAAGCAUGGUCACUUCUACACCAAGCACCCACUGAUCACGAAGAUGAUAACGAAGACGAAGAGGCAGAUGAUCAACCUCGCGAUCUCUGGGAAGAGAAGCAUUACGCUGGAAUGGAAGUCCGUGGCGCCGCCAAAGACGAGAGGGCGUAUCCUGCAUGGGAUAACGUGGAUAUGAGUUCAUGUGCGGGAAAGGAUGUUUGUCCGCCGUUCUGGACUGCUGAGGUGGAAGAGCUGCCACGGGGGAGUAUGGUUGAGUGGGCUGCCGGGGUGGGUGUUGUGGGUGGAAAGGUUGAGCUGCUUCGUUCGAGAGGUGAAGAAGGCUACACCAUCCACCAAACACAUCUCCCCACGUCGACCAUCUCAUUCAUCUCCCUCUCCCACAACUCCUCCCUUUCCUCCCUGGCCACCACAUUAGAAGUAGCUCUCUCGUCCCUGGGCGCAGAAAAAGGGUCGCAAAAGGCAAGCUCCGCAGCUUGGGUAGAUGUUUCUAUCCCGGGUUUGUGGGAGCAAGGGGACUUCGGAGGUGCCGUGCCGUGCAGAAGUAUUUGGGACAGAGAGGGGAGGAGGGUGGCGGCUGUGAUGGUUUUUGGAGGCUUUAGAUAG
Molecule: messenger RNA, 2367 nt
Organism: Cadophora gregata
Lineage: Eukaryota; Fungi; Ascomycota; Leotiomycetes; Helotiales; Ploettnerulaceae
Exons: 3
Coding region: 1-2367 (788 amino acids)
Biological process (GO): protein histidyl modification to diphthamide
Molecular function (GO): diphthine-ammonia ligase activity
Source: RefSeq, a predicted model, not a curated record